UUGUUGUUGACCAUGUUUACCUUGUAUUUAAUGCAUGUUUUCUCUUAGGGGGUUUUAGGCACUGUUGUCCCUUUUUGACUUGAGUGUAUAGGUUGUGUAUGAAUUCGAAGGAAUAUUUUUCAGUCAAGAUUAAAUCAAAAUGGAGAAACUAACAGACAUAGAAUUAACAUCGGUCCAGUCACAGGAACCUCAGCAUAGAAUGGUCAACAGUAAUGCCAAUUCUAUCCUGAUUCAAGAGGAUGAUGUUGAGACACCGUAUGGAAACUUCCAUGUUGCUAUACAAGGUGACCGGUCAAAGAUGGCUAUUCUUACCUUCCAUGAUAUUGGAUUAAAUCAUAUUACAUGUUUCCAAGGGUUUUUCAAUUUUCCUGAUAUUCAGCAAAUACUGAGACAUUUCUGUGUUUAUCAUGUGAAUGCUCCUGGACAGGAAGAAGGAUCUCUACAUCUAAAACCAGAGCAUGAUGCCUUAGGCAAUCCUGAGUCACUCGGUAACAGAUUUGUCUACCCUUCUAUGGAGCACCUGGCAGAAGGCAUACAACAUAUUGUUGAUCAUUACAGUAUCAAGAGGUUUAUUGGGUUUGGAGUUGGGGCAGGAGCUUACAUUCUUUCAGAAUAUGCUCUUGAACAUCCAGAAAAUGUAGAUUCAUUGGUAUUGAUUAACAGUACAGUUGGUAAAGCAGGAUGGAUAGAGUGGGGAUACCAGAAGUUAAAUUCCUGGUAUCUGUGGAGUGGUCAGAUGACCAAUUUUACUGAAGAUUACCUGCUGUGGCACUGGUUUGGAUAUAAGACAAAAUAUGAAAACCAAGACUUAGUCCAUGUUUUCAGAGAAUAUGUCAAAUCCAUCAAUCCACAGAAUCUCUCAUUGUUCAUUGAAUCAUACCUCAAACGUAGGGAUCUUGGAAUUGUUAGAGAACUUGAUCCCAUCAAAAGGCCACAUGCCAGGACUAUCAAAUGUAGAAGUAUUUUACUUGUUGGAGAUGAUUCACCACACAUUGACCAAGUCACUGAUAUGAAUGGAAGAAUGGAUCCACAGGAGACAGAUUUUAUGAAAAUCGCGGAUUGUGGAGGUAUGCCAUUAGAAGAACAGCCAGGGAAAGUGUGUGAAGCUUUCAGAUUAUUCUUACAAGGCAUGGGAUAUGUGCCAACAUUAAGAGCCCCACAGAAUCCUGCUCAGCAAACACGCCAUAGUCCACACAGAAAAGAUGUUGAUUUCAGCAAAAUUCAACCUGUUUGUUAAUAGAUUGUUUUAACAUGUGCUUGACACUUGAAUAUUGUGAGCUGUAAACAAAAUAAUAGUAGACGCAUAUUUUACAAACAUUGUUUAUUGAAUAAGUUGCAUAUGAUGCUAAUCAUUUACUUACAGAUUAAUGUUGCUUCUUAUUAAUGUGUUUACCAUUAUUUAUUAAUGCAUAAAUUCACAAACGAAGUUGUAGGAAUUGACGAUUAUCCAUCCUUAACGUUAUAAGUGAUAUAUUGGGGUUAAUUGUAAUAUUUCAAUAAAAUAUUACCUUCACAUUAUAAUUGGUAUAAUUAUCAAUUUGAAUACUGUAAAAGGUGAGUUUUGGCAUUGAAACUUUGAUUUAUCAAACAUAUAAUUGUAAGAAUUUCAAAAAGUUCAAUGAAUCACAAUUUUCUGGGAAAUUAUAAUUUUAAAAGGGUUUUCUUAAUGAAUUUAUUGUUUGUCUUCAAUAGGUGUUCCAAUGCAUCAACAAGUUAAAAUUUGUAAUUUGAAGUGUUGAAAAUUGAUAAAAAAAAGAUCUAUUAAAAAUGUGAAGUCCUGAUUGGCUGUCUCUUAUAAACUGGUGUAUAUAGAAAAUCUGUGUUAAUGGCUAUAUAUUCCAUUAAAAUGUAUGUGGGAGGUUAGGAAGGAAUUAUCAAAAUAUCCCUACAACAAAGAACAUUUUUUGGAUAGUUUUGCAUAACGGUAAUAGACACAUACUGAAACUGAAAAAAUACCCAUACCCCACAUUCAAUAAUUAUACUUCCCUUCCUACUCUCCAACAUUCAAUAAUUAUACUUCACUUUCUACCCUCCCACAUUAAAUGGAAUAGCCCUUAUUGACAGACAUCCCCCAGGGAAGUGAGUGCAAUGUACCAUACAUAAACAUGAUAAUUAUUGGAUUGUUGUUGUAUAUACUUCAUUUUUAUAUUGUUGAAUAUUUACGUAAAAAUUGUUGAAAUUCUGUAAAUUUAUAAUUAUAUAUAUUUGUUUCUGUAUAUAUAUUUUUUGUUGUAUUAUUUUUACUGAGUAUAUUUAUACUAUGUUAUGUGAUAACAGACCCAUCCUUAAGUGUGGUGUGUUAUACGAUUGAAACUGUAAGGUGAUAAAACUACUGCUUACAAUUCAAAUGUUUGCAGAUUAAGUUGGAACUUUUUUAAAUAGUUUUUUUUUGUGUGACUAAAAAGUGUUCACUUAAAAUCUUAGAUAAAUGCUAUUUGAACAUGUAAAUGAAUAAAGAUGAGCAAAUGCUUAUUUUCUCUCUUUCUAUGUAAGAUUUUCCAUGUGUAAGAAUUUCUGUGUUACUACUGAAAACUGUUAGAGUCAAGUACAUGUAUUUGUCUGUGUUGUCAGCAAAAGAGAUUAAACUACAUUUUCUUUAUAAUUGAAGUAUGAGCAGAUUAUCUAUUCAUAGGUUUUAUAGAGUUCAAUAUAGACACAGAGAAAUAGCAGUGUUUUGGAACAUAUUGUAUGUUAUAACAAUUUUGUUUAAAUUGUAAAUAUGAAACAAGUUUUUCUGUAUUCACAAGAUCCAUAAAAAGACAAGACAGAAAAAAAUACCGCAAGUAAUCUUUCAAAUUGACUAUGACAAUGUUCCUCAACCCUGACAAGGCUCCCUCAAAAAAAUAUUGUAUAUAUAUGGUAGACUAGGGUCGUCAGUGUCCAGUACUUCAUUUGAGCAUUGUGUUAGGUUAGGUAUUGCCUAUAGUAUUCAAGGCUUAUCAAAUAUUAUUCACUGGAUAAAAUUUUAUACAACUGAACCAAGCUGUUUAAAUAUUUGUAAGUACUUGCACAUUUAUUGGCUUUUUACUUUUAUGUGUUCAAGUUUCCAUGGGAAUUUUUUUAUUAACUAUACAUUGCUCAAAUUUUGUCAACUGACUUUACCUUUAACGAAUCUCAAAAUCAUUUUAUUACAAGGAGAAAAUAAUGGCAUAAUCAGUGAGGUGUUUAUAGUAAAACAUAAGGGAAACUGCCUCAUAGAUAAAUUUGUGUUGUGUUUAUUGUGAUAUUAUUAGUUCAUAUCAAGUCAAGCAUAUUUUUUUUGUAAUUUCCAAGAGUUGCUGUGUUUUAUUUGUGAGCAUUUAUCUGUAGAUGUUACCCUAUGCACACAUUACUUUGUACAUAUAUAUUGACCAAACCAUGUGUAAAUUUAUUUGUAAUUAGAUAUUUAAGCUUUGUAAUGUUUAUUUAUGAAUCAUUCCACAGAAAUUUUUCACAGAAAUCAGCAAUUAAAUAAUUAGAGAAAGUA
Molecule: messenger RNA, 3466 nt
Organism: Mytilus trossulus (common blue mussel)
Lineage: Eukaryota; Metazoa; Mollusca; Bivalvia; Mytilida; Mytilidae
Product: protein NDRG3-like
Exons: 13
Coding region: 140-1237 (365 amino acids)
Biological process (GO): signal transduction
Cellular component (GO): cytoplasm
Source: RefSeq, a predicted model, not a curated record